AUGUCAUUAGUCCACCUUGCUAACUUGUGUGCACACUUAAAGAACUGUAAUAAUGUUCGUGUAGCAACCACAUCCAUCCCCUACACCAGAAUGCACUUGCAAACCGUGCUUGGCUUACACAAACAAGGGUUCAUAUCCGGAAUUAAACGAGGAUCGCUUAAUGGCCCAGAUGUGGAACCCACCGAAGUAACACCCGACAAUAUCUCCAGCAGAAGACUAUGGAUAGACUUGAAAUAUAGAAACAAUAGAUCGGUGAUUAGGGACAUCCAACUUAUUUCCAAGCCGGGAAAACGUGUCAAUUUGAGUCAAGAAGACGUUAAGGCAUUGGCCUCUGGUUUGCCAGUGAGAAAAAUCACACCGUUACAACCUGCCGAGGCUAUUUUCAUCAAGGCCGACAAUGAAAUUUACGAAGUUCACGAAGCAGCUCAAAGAAAUUUAAGCGGUCAAGCCUUGUUUAGAGUUAAGUAA
Molecule: messenger RNA, 468 nt
Organism: Spathaspora passalidarum NRRL Y-27907
Lineage: Eukaryota; Fungi; Ascomycota; Pichiomycetes; Serinales; Debaryomycetaceae
Product: mitochondrial 37S ribosomal protein MRPS8
Exons: 1
Coding region: 1-468 (155 amino acids)
Biological process (GO): translation
Cellular component (GO): ribosome
Molecular function (GO): structural constituent of ribosome
Source: RefSeq, a predicted model, not a curated record